AUGAACGAGCGACCAACGUUCACCAACCUACCAGCAAACCUGACCAUCAAAGAGGAUGCUCCCGAAGGCAAGGUUAUAACAGUCUUAAGUUUCACAGAUCCCGACCCUUACCAGGAUAUCGAACCUAUUUGCUCGGUGUGGCCGGCAUCGGAGAAAUAUAAAUUCACAUUUGAAUCGAACUCAAAUAAGCUCAAAUUAGCUGACGACAUCAACGAACCCGAACCUCUGGACUACGAGACCACCAAUCAGUACAAGAUAACUUGCAUCCUCUAUGACGGCUACUUAUACAAUGAAGAUGCUUAUGUCAACCUUGCCGUAUUGGACGUGAAUGAGGAACCAAUAUUCAAAGAGGAAUCCUAUUCUUGUAGUCUUUAUGAAUCAGAGAUAGGAGUAUCACAAUGCGAUCUGGAUUUAACAGUCACGGAUCCUGACAGCGACAAGCUUGACCUCGUCCUUCUAUCCGGCAACAACAGUGAGAGAUUCUCGUUAAUCAACAACGACAAGAAGCUUACAUUUGGCAUCAACUAUGACGUUGACGAUAACGCAAUGCCGACUGACGUACUGCUUACUGCCGGAGCUGUGGAUGAACACGGACUGACAGGAACGACAAAGAUAGCCAUAACCGUGAAAGACGUUAACGAUAAUACACCGGAAUUUACGUCGUCAGUGACGUCAUUCGUCGUAUCAGAAACGCAGGAACUUGGAGCUCUGGGUACAGUGACGGCAUUAGACAAAGACUCUGGUGCUAAUGGAGAGGUUACCUACACGGUCCAGGGAGGUUCACAAGCUCUGGGAUACGUCAGCUUGGUCGGAGAUGGCGGGAUUACAUACUCGAGCAAAUAUCCGCAGAGCAUGGGAGGAAAAUCCGAAACCAUUUUGAUCGAGGCAAAAGACAAAGGUUAUCCAGUCAAAUCGUCAACCGGAACAGUCAUCGUAACGUUCCAACCGUACAGUACUACAACUACGACUACCACAACACAAACGAUCAUCAUCACACAAGCCGCAUCAUCAUCAUCAUCAUCAUCGUCAUCUUCUUCAAGCUACUUUGAUAAUUCUGCAUCCAUUGGCUUGCUUGCCGCCCUAUUGUCACUCCUGUUGCUUGGUGCGGCUGCGGCCUUGACGUACUGUCUCUGUUGUCGUGCUGGUGGUCGUUGUGCUGGAAGCCAGAAAACUACACACUCUGAUAAAGUGACGAGAACUUACCGCGAUGAUUAUUACAGAGAUUCAAGAUAUUAUGAUCGAGACUACGACCGUCGCAGUGAUAUAGACUACGAUGAUAGACGCGAUCGUUAUGACAGACGAAGAGGCGACAGAUAUGAUGCAAGUCGGGAAGGCUCUCCUUACUCAGCCAGUCAGGUGAAGCUAUUGGGCCCACGUGAUUUACCGCGCGUCGUUUGA
This is a messenger RNA of Lottia gigantea (owl limpet), 1398 nucleotides long. RefSeq lists its product as hypothetical. The transcript has 8 exons. Gene Ontology annotation, biological process: homophilic cell-cell adhesion. The coding region runs from base 1 to 1398 and encodes 465 amino acids. NCBI's taxonomy places the organism in Eukaryota, Metazoa, Mollusca, Gastropoda, Lottiidae. The record is from RefSeq and is a predicted model, not a curated record. Gene Ontology annotation, cellular component: plasma membrane; catenin complex. Gene Ontology annotation, molecular function: calcium ion binding; cadherin binding.